Molecule: messenger RNA, 1085 nt
Organism: Myiozetetes cayanensis
Lineage: Eukaryota; Metazoa; Chordata; Aves; Passeriformes; Tyrannidae
Exons: 4
Coding region: 1-669 (222 amino acids)
Source: RefSeq, a predicted model, not a curated record
AUGCGGCGGAACGUGGAGGUGAAGGCGCGGGUGAGGGCGCUGGCGGAAGCGCGCGGGGCGGCCGAGCGGCUGCUGCGGGGGGGCCCAGGUGAGCUGUGCCCAGGUGAGCUGUGCCCAGGUGAGCUGUGCCCAGGUGAGGGGCACGCCCAGGGCACAGCCCAAGGGCAGCUGCUCGUCCAGGCCGACACGUUCUUCCGCGUCCCGCGGGGGCGGCUCAAGCUGCGGCGGACACAGGUAAAGGGCGAGGAUGGCCGGGGGGAGCUGAUCUUCUACGAGCGCCCCGACACCGCCGGCCCCAAGCUCUCCAGCUUCACCAUCACCCCCACAGCUGACCCCGAUGGGCUGGAGGCAGUGCUGGCACAGGCGCUGGGCGUGCUGGGCGUGGUGAGGAAGGAGCGGCUCCUCUACCUGGUGGGGCAGACCCGGCUGCACCUGGACCGCGUGGAGGGGCUGGGCGACUUCCUGGAGCUGGAGGUGGUGCUGAGGCAGGAGCAGAGCGUGCAGGACGGGGAGCACGUGGCCCGGGAGCUGCUGCGGGCCCUGGGGGUCGGGGAGGACGACCUGAUCUCGGGGGCUUACCUGGACCUGCUCCUGGCCAAGGGGCAGCCGGGCACGGGGGCAGAGCCCCCCCACUGCCUCCCCCCGGCUGGGCAGGGACAGCAGAGCUGAGAGCAGCGGGGACACAGCUCUACCACAGACACCCUGGGCCCGCCCCACAGACACCCUGUGCCCGCCCCAGACAACCUGUACCUGCCCCAGAUACCCUGUACCCACCCCAGACAUCCUGGACCCCCUUAUGGGCACCUUUUACCCACCCCACAGACACCCUGUACCCACCCCAGACAUCCUGUACCCCCCCUAUGAGCACCUUGUACCCACCCUCCAGACAUCCUGUACCCACCCUGAACAUCCUGUGCCCACCCAUGGACACCCUCUAACCCCCCAUGGGAACCCUGUACCCCUCCCCAUGAGCACCCCCUGCCCCAUACCCCCCUAGACAUCCUGUACCCCUACAGACACCCCGUGCCCACCCCAUGGACACCCUGUACCCCCCCUGUGCCACCCCCUCCCUUAGCUGCUCAAUA